AUGAAGAAACCAACAAUUGGAGGACAAAUCUUUUGGGUUGAAGAUAUGGACAAAUUAGCAGGGGAGCUGAUGGAAGAAUUAUCAAAACAAGAUCACCUUAAAACUGCUUUGACCAAAAAUGGGGAAAAAGGGGUUCUAAAAAGGUGUGAAGAGACAAAUCUGGUUCUGAACUGGGAAAAAUAUCACUUCAUGGUUCAAGAGGGGAUAGUUCUUGGACAUAAGAUUUCAGAGAAGGGGAUUGAGGUUGAUAAAGCAAAAAUUGAAGUCAUGGUACAACUUCAACCACCAAAGACAGUAAAAGACAUAAGAAGUUUCCUGGGACAUGCUGGGUUCUACAGGAGAUUUAUCAAGGAUUUUUCCAAGAUUGCUAGGCCCUUGACAAGUUUGUUGUGCAAGGAAACUGAGUUCAACUUUGAUGAAGAAUGUUUGAAAGCUUUUAAGGAGAUCAAGGCUGCUUUGAUAUCAACACCAAUAGUUCAAGCCCCAAACUGGGAUCUACCAUUUGAAAUCAUGUGUGAUGCUUCUGAUUUUGUUGUAGGAGCAGUCUUGGGACAAAAGAAGGACAAGAAGCUGCAUGUUAUACAUUAUGCAAGCAGAACUUUAGAUGAAACCCAAGGGAUAUAUUUAACCACAGAAUAG
This is a messenger RNA of Camelina sativa (false flax), 639 nucleotides long. The record is from RefSeq and is a predicted model, not a curated record. Lineage: Eukaryota; Viridiplantae; Streptophyta; Magnoliopsida; Brassicales; Brassicaceae.